CGUCGGCGGCGGGCUGGGACCCACGCGGCGCCGCGGCCCGCCUGGCCUGCAGCGCUCCCGGCCCGGCGGCGGCGGCACGAUGCCCUUUGACUUCAGGAGGUUUGACAUCUACAGGAAGGUGCCCAAAGACCUCACGCAGCCAACGUACACUGGGGCCAUCAUCUCCAUCUGCUGCUGCCUCUUCAUCCUCUUCCUCUUCCUCUCGGAGCUCACCGGCUUCAUCACGACAGAAGUUGUGAAUGAGCUGUACGUCGAUGACCCAGACAAGGACAGCGGGGGCAAGAUUGACGUCAGUUUGAACCUCAGUUUACCCAAUUUACACUGUGAAUUGGUUGGGCUCGACAUCCAGGAUGAGAUGGGCAGGCAUGAGGUGGGCCACAUCGACAACUCCAUGAAGAUCCCUCUGAACAACGGGGCAGGCUGCCGCUUUGAGGGCCAGUUCAGCAUCAACAAGCCAACCAGACUCCUGAUGCCUGCGUCCCCUCCCCAGGUCCCUGGCAACUUCCACGUGUCCACGCACAGUGCCACGGCCCAGCCACAGAAUCCGGACAUGACACAUGUCAUCCACAAGCUCUCCUUCGGGGACACGUUACAGGUCCAGAAUGUCCAUGGAGCCUUCAACGCUCUUGGGGGAGCAGACAGGCUCACCUCCAACCCCCUGGCCUCCCACGACUACAUCCUGAAGAUCGUGCCCACGGUUUACGAGGACAAGAGCGGCAAGCAGCGCUACUCGUACCAGUACACAGUGGCCAACAAGGAGUACGUGGCCUACAGCCACACAGGGCGCAUCAUCCCUGCCAUCUGGUUCCGCUACGACCUGAGCCCCAUCACGGUCAAGUAUACCGAGAGACGGCAGCCGCUGUACAGGUUCAUCACUACGAUCUGUGCCAUCAUUGGCGGGACCUUCACUGUGGCCGGCAUCCUGGACUCCUGCAUCUUCACAGCCUCGGAAGCUUGGAAAAAGAUCCAGCUGGGCAAGAUACACUGAGCUCCCUGCUGGCCGGCCAGGGACCCAGGGCCAGGGAGGCCGCCAGCUCCGCUCCCCCCACCCCAAUCCCGUCUCCUCCUCCUGCCUUCUCUCUGGCCCAGGAUCUGGCUGUGUCUCCAAAUCAGGGUGGGAGGCGGGGGGGGAAGAGGUGGCUCAGAGUUUUGCAGCUACCUCUUUCCCUCCGGUUUAGUUUUAGGCAAAUGACACUGCCUAAAGUCAUUGCCCCUUUCCCCGGGGACCCCCGAGACCAGAGUCAGGCACUGGAGGGAGAGGCCCCAGGAAUGCUGGGAAGCCAUCCUGGGAUGCUGCGGCCCCUUCCCUCGGAGUGGACAGCCCAGAAUCCCCGUCCCCCCACUGCCAGCCAGCCUUUGACAAUCUUGCAUCUGGACACACUCAUCACUUGGCUUCUCCCUGAGCUCUCGGCUCCAGGAGCAGAACGCCCCAACGUACUCCCACUUGGCGCCUUCUUCGGAGGAUGGUACUUCCCAGGCAAGCCCUGAGGUUUGGCCCUGUCGAUGGAACCCUCACUUUCCCCUUCCUGCCCAGGCCCAAUGCUCACGCCCACCGCUGUGCUCUCCUGAAAGCAGGUGCAGCAGUAGACACAGUCUGCUCACCAGUCAUGAGGCAGGUCCCAGGCGGCCCUUCCUCUCCUCUUCCCCUCACUCCCCAACACCACCACCACUGUGCCUCUGUGGCCCCUGACCCGUGUGGCAACAGCAGCUCUUGGUGGAGGGGCUGGUUCCCACUGCCAGGUUCCCCCCGACAGCUCUGCUGGGAUCUGCAGUGGCAGGGGAUGGGAGUGAUGGGACUAGAGAACCAGGUAUUUGUCCAGACACAAAGCAUCCAUCUCCGCAGUGCUGAAACAGCCAGCAGUGGUCCCAGGCCCUUUCGUCAGGGAGCAGAGUGGACCAACCCUUCUCCCUCUGACCUCCGCCUUCCAGGCUGUGCGGGGUGCAGAGUGCGGGGUCCGCUCUGCAGCCCAGCUGAGGUUCACUUGACCUUGAGCUCCCCCACUGGCUGGCCCCACAGGGACCAUGUUCCCAGCCCCUGGCGUGGUUCCAGUGUCUCCCCUCUGACUCCAGAGUUUGGCCCCUGCCCUGCUGCUCCCCCCACAUCCUCAGCCUUUGUCCUCUAAGGGGGGCAGUGAGCCAGGCAUGAAUUCCAUACAGAGAAUGUUAGCCAUGCUUGCGUGUCCCAAGGAGAGAGCAGCCCACCUGUUUUCCAUUUAUAUCGAGAUGGUUUGCAUACUUUUGUAAUGAAGGGGCGUGUCCAGUGGAAGGAUUUUUCAAAUGAUCUGUAAGGAUAGCUCAGGCCCCUGCCAUUUGCAGUGUGGGGCUCUGAAUUCCAAUUAGAGAAGCUUCCCCUUUGGAUCACCCGGUGUUGGGUGUUGUGUGUGUAAAUGGCCUUGGGUUAUUUCUGGUAUCUCUGGCCACUUGAAUGGGUUUUUGUUUCACAUUCUGUUUCCCAGUUACAGAAAGGAGUCCCUCUGGGGUGUGGGUUCACUGUAGAGGGUGGGGUGGGGCAGGAAAUGUGUGGCAUGCAUAUGGAUUGAAAUUCCACUUUUAUGCAUUUUUUAAAAAAUAAAACCUGAGGAUAUAAGGGAUGUCAGUUUCCUAUGGAAGAGGCACCUCUGACCUAUUAUUCUUGCAAACAAAAUCUCAAGGGGGAAACAAUGUGUAGUGCUUUCCCCCCUUAUUGGGUUCAGAUACGAGAUGAUUAAAAGUCUGAUUUUCACAAGUA
Messenger RNA from Lepus europaeus (European hare), 2728 nucleotides. It is a transcript of the gene ERGIC1, whose product is annotated as endoplasmic reticulum-golgi intermediate compartment 1. Gene Ontology annotation, biological process: retrograde vesicle-mediated transport, Golgi to endoplasmic reticulum; endoplasmic reticulum to Golgi vesicle-mediated transport. The transcript has 10 exons. Bases 80 to 988 code for a protein of 302 amino acids. The record is from RefSeq and is a predicted model, not a curated record. Gene Ontology annotation, cellular component: endoplasmic reticulum membrane; Golgi membrane; COPII-coated ER to Golgi transport vesicle. NCBI's taxonomy places the organism in Eukaryota, Metazoa, Chordata, Mammalia, Lagomorpha, Leporidae.